GAGCGCGCGGGGCGGUGGCAGCCGCGGCGCUGGGCCGGGAGGAGGCCGGCGAGGGUGCCGAGCGGCCCCGGCCCGGCCCGCGGGGGGAGAUGGCGUCCUACGUGGAUAACAGCUUCCGCCAGGCGGUGAUGAAGAACCCCGCCGAGAGGACCCCCCAGGAUCUGGAGAUAGUGUAUUCCUAUUUACACGGUAUGGAAGCCUUAUCAAACCUGAGGGAGCAUCAGCUUAGGUUAAUGUGUGAAACUGUGAGAUAUGAACGACACGAAGCCAAUGAAGUUCUAUACUAUCCUGAUGAUAUUGGGACCUGCUGGUAUAUCCUGCUCUCUGGCUCCGUGUUCAUCAAGGAAUCCAUGUUUCUUCCGAGAAGCAGUUUUGGCAAGCGUUCUGCAGGAAGCUUUAGGCGCGGCUGUGAAUGCAUUGUUUUAGAGCCCUCUGAAAUGAUUGUGGUGGACUAUAUGGAUGAAAAUGAAGAAUAUUUUCAGCGUCAAGCUUCUCAUCGACAGUCUCGAAGGAGAUUCCGGAAAAUCAACCAGAAAGGUGAAAGACAAACCAUCAUUGACACUGUGGACCCUUACCCUGUUGGUAAACCACCUCUGCCUAGAGGCUAUCACACGGAAUGCACUAAAUCUCAGCUUCCUGCAGAUUUCACCAAACUGCACCUUACUGAUAGUCUCCACCCACAGGUGACGCACGUUUCUUCCAGCCACUCAGGAUGUAGCAUCACCAGUGACUCUGGGAGCAGCAGUCUUUCAGACAUCUACCAGGCCACAGAAAGUGAGGCUGGUGAUAUGGACUUGAGUGGUCUGCCAGAAACAGCCGUGGAUUCUGAGGAUGACGAUGAUGAAGAAGACAUUGAGAGGGCAUCGGACCCUCUGAUGAGCAGAGACAUUGUGAGAGAUUGCCUGGAAAAGGACCCAAUUGACAGGACGGAUGAUGACAUAGAACAACUGUUGGAGUUCAUGCACCAGUUGCCUGCUUUUGCCAACAUGACAAUGUCGGUGAGACGGGAACUCUGUGCUGUGAUGGUAUUUGCUGUGGUCGAGAGAGCCGGCACCAUAGUGUUAAAUGAUGGUGAAGAGCUGGAUUCCUGGUCAGUGAUUCUGAAUGGUUCGGUGGAAGUGACUUAUCCAGAUGGAAAAGCAGAAAUAUUAUGUAUGGGAAAUAGUUUUGGUGUCUCUCCUACCAUGGACAAAGAGUACAUGAAAGGAGUAAUGAGAACCAAGGUGGAUGAUUGCCAGUUUGUCUGCAUAGCCCAGCAAGAUUAUUGCCGUAUUCUCAAUCAAGUAGAAAAGAACAUGCAAAAGGUUGAAGAAGAAGGAGAAAUUGUUAUGGUGAAAGAACAUCGAGAACUUGAUAGAACUGGAACAAGAAAGGGACAUAUUGUCAUUAAGGGCACCUCAGAGAGAUUAACAAUGCAUUUGGUGGAGGAGCAUUCAGUGGUGGAUCCAACCUUCAUAGAAGACUUCCUUUUGACCUACCGAACUUUUCUUUCCAGCCCAAUGGAAGUGGGCAAAAAGUUAUUGGAGUGGUUUAAUGACCCGAGCCUCAGGGAUAAGGUUACACGGGUAGUACUACUGUGGGUGAAUAAUCACUUCAAUGACUUCGAAGGAGAUCCUGCAAUGACUCGAUUUCUAGAAGAAUUUGAAAAUAAUCUGGAAAGAGAGAAAAUGGGUGGACAUCUAAGACUAUUGAAUAUUGCGUGUGCCGCUAAAGCAAAAAGAAGACUGAUGACAUUAACAAAACCAUCUCGAGAAGCUCCUUUGCCUUUUAUCUUACUUGGAGGCUCAGAGAAGGGAUUUGGGAUCUUUGUGGACAGCGUAGAUUCAGGUAGCAAAGCAACAGAAGCAGGAUUGAAACGCGGGGAUCAGAUACUAGAAGUAAAUGGUCAAAACUUUGAAAAUAUUCAGCUGUCUAAAGCCAUGGAAAUCCUUAGAAAUAACACACAUUUAUCUAUCACUGUGAAAACCAAUUUAUUUGUAUUUAAAGAACUUCUAACAAGAUUGUCUGAAGAGAAAAGAAAUGGUGCCCCUCACCUUCCUAAAAUUGGAGACAUCAAAAAGGCCAGUCGCUACUCUAUUCCAGAUCUAGCCGUGGAUGUCGAACAGGUGAUAGGACUUGAGAAAGUAAAUAAAAAGAGUAAAGCCAACACUGUUGGAGGAAGGAACAAGUUAAAAAAGAUCCUGGACAAGACUCGGAUCAGUAUCUUGCCCCAGAAACCAUAUAAUGAUAUUGGGAUUGGUCAGUCUCAAGAUGACAGCAUAGUAGGCUUAAGGCAGACAAAGCACAUUCCCACUGCACUGCCUGUCAGUGGAACCUUAUCAUCCAGUAAUCCUGAUUUAUUGCAGUCCCAUCAUCGCAUUUUGGACUUUAGUACUACUCCUGAUUUGCCAGACCAGGUAUUAAGGGUUUUUAAGGCUGAUCAACAAAGUCGAUAUAUCAUGAUAAGUAAGGACACCACAGCAAAAGAAGUGGUCGUUCAGGCCAUCCGGGAGUUUGCUGUGACUGCCACCCCUGAUCAAUAUUCACUCUGUGAAGUUUCCGUCACACCUGAGGGAGUAAUCAAGCAAAGAAGACUUCCAGAUCAGCUCUCCAAACUUGCUGAUAGAAUACAACUGAGUGGAAGGUACUACCUGAAGAACAACAUGGAGACCGAGACCCUGUGCUCUGAUGAAGACGCGCAGGAGCUGCUGCGGGAGAGUCAGAUUUCCCUCCUGCAGCUCAGCACCGUGGAAGUGGCCACGCAGCUCUCCAUGCGGAAUUUCGAACUCUUCCGCAACAUUGAACCCACAGAGUACAUCGAUGAUCUAUUUAAACUCAAGUCGAAAACCAGCUGUGCCAACCUGAAGAAAUUUGAGGAAGUCAUUAACCAGGAAACAUUUUGGGUCGCUUCUGAAAUUCUGAGGGAGACAAACCAGCUGAAGAGGAUGAAGAUCAUUAAGCAUUUCAUCAAGAUAGCACUGCACUGUCGGGAGUGCAAGAAUUUUAACUCCAUGUUUGCGAUCAUAAGUGGCCUAAACUUGGCUCCAGUAGCGAGACUACGAACCACCUGGGAAAAACUUCCCAAUAAAUAUGAAAAGCUAUUUCAAGAUCUCCAGGACUUGUUUGAUCCUUCCAGAAACAUGGCAAAAUAUCGCAAUGUCCUUAAUAGUCAAAACCUGCAACCUCCCAUCAUCCCGCUAUUUCCUGUGAUCAAAAAAGAUCUCACAUUCCUCCAUGAAGGAAAUGACUCCAAAGUAGAGGGACUGGUCAAUUUUGAGAAACUAAGGAUGAUUGCUAAAGAAAUUCGUCAUGUUGGCCGCAUGGCUUCAGUUAACAUGGACCCUGCCCUCAUGUUCCGGACUCGGAAGAAGAAGUGGAGGAGUUUGGGGUCUCUCAGCCAGGGUAGUACAAAUGCAACAGUACUAGAUGUUGCUCAGACAGGUGGUCAUAAAAAGCGGGUACGUCGUAGUUCCUUUCUCAAUGCCAAAAAGCUUUAUGAAGAUGCUCAGAUGGCUCGUAAAGUGAAACAAUACCUGUCCAAUUUGGAGCUGGAAAUGGAUGAGGAGAGUCUUCAGACAUUAUCACUGCAGUGUGAACCAGCCACCAACACAUUGCCCAAGAAUCCCGGUGACAAAAAGCCUGUCAAAUCCGAGACCUCCCCGGUGGCGCCAAGGGCAGGCUUGCAGCAGAAAGCCCAGCCGCCGCAGCCAGCACAGAAGCUCAACCAAGCCCUGACGGUGCCCGCCGUGUCCCUGUACCCUUCACGGAAGAAAGUCCCUGUCAAGGAUCUCCCACCUUUUGGUAUAAAUUCUCCACAAGCUUUAAAGAAAAUUCUUUCCUUGUCUGAAGAAGGCAGCCUGGAGCGUCAUAAGAAACAAGCUGAGGAUACGAUAUCAAAUGCAUCCUCACCUCCAACUUCUCCCCAAAGUUCUCCAAGGAAAGGUGGCAGUGGCAAUCAGCUGAGAUCUUUUGGCUCCGGGCAGUUGGACUUAACCAGUUCCUCCUCUUCUCUCGGAAGUGAGAACAGUAACAAGAAUAACAAUGCACCACGGACCUAUGGGAUAGGCUACACAUUGGCGCCCAGUGGUACUGUGGACAACUUCUCCGAUUCCGGUCACAGUGAAAUCUCUUCUCGCUCCAGCAUUGUCAGCAAUUCUUCCUUUGACUCCGUGCCAGUGCCGCUCCAUGACGAGAGGCGCCAGAGGCAUUCAGUCAGCAUUGUGGAAACAAACCUGGGCGUAGGGAGGAUGGAGAGAAGGACCAUGAUUGAGCCCGAUCAAUACAGCUUGGGGUCGUAUGCAGCAAUGUCCGAGAGUCGAGGCUUAUAUGCUACAGCUACGGUGAUUUCUUCUCCAAGCACAGAGGAACUUGUCCAAGACCAGGGGGACCGCGCAUCACUCGAUGCUGCCGACAGUGGCCGUGGGAGCUGGACGUCGUGCUCCAGUGGUUCCCACGAUAAUAUACAGACCAUCCAGCACCAGAGAAGCUGGGAAACGCUUCCUUUUGGGCACACUCACUUUGAUUAUUCAGGGGAUCCUGCCGGCUUAUGGGCCUCAAGCAGCCAUAUGGACCAAAUGAUGUUUUCCGAUCACAGCACAAAGUAUACCAGGCAAAGUCAAAGUCGAGAGAGUCUGGAACAAGCCCAAUCCCGGGCAAGCUGGGCAUCUUCCACGGGCUACUGGGGGGAAGACUCGGAAGGUGACACCGGCACAAUAAAGCGAAGGGGUGGGAAAGACGUUUCCAUUGAAGCAGAAAGCAGUAACAUAGCUUCAGUGACCACCGAAGAAACCAAACCCGUUCCCAUGCCUGCCCACAUCGCCGUGACUCCGACCACUGCGAAGGGCCUUAUGGCACGAAAGGAGGGCCGGUAUCGAGAACCCCCGCCCACCCCUCCGGGCUACAUCGGGAUCCCUAUUACUGACUUCCCUGAAGGGCAUGCUCAUCCAGCCAGGAAGCCUCCGGACUACAACGUGGCUCUUCAGCGAUCUCGGAUGGUCGCCCGACCCAGUGACCCUGCCGGGCCUUCCCCCGUGCAGCAGCCGCCUGGUCAGACAGCAAGUGGCCGGCCGGUGAACAAGCCCCAGUGGCAUAAACCCAACGAGUGUGACCCGCGCCUCGCCCCCUAUCAGUCUCAAGGGUUCUCUACUGAGGAGGAUGAAGAUGAGCAAGUAUCUGCUGUUUGAGGCACAGGCUUCUCUGGACGCGGAGUCAGCCACCAACAGGGAGAGCACAAGAAGACGGGCUCCUCGCACAGGCGCCCCGGAACUCACAUUCUGCGGAUGGUGGACCAGUUUGCCUCCUUCCCUGCCUUAAAAGCAGCAUGGGGCUUCUUCUCCCCUUCUUCCUUUCCCCUUUGCAUGUGAAAUACUGUGAAGAAAUUGCCCUGGCACUUUUCAGACUUUGUUGCUUGAAAUGCACAGUGCAGCAGUCUUCAAAGCUCCCACUGUUGCUGCCUGCCACAUCACACAGUAUCAUUCCAAAUUCCAAGAUCAUCACCGCGAGAUGAUUCACUCUGGCUGCACUUCUCAAAGCCUGGAAGGAUUUUUUUUCUUUUUUUUUUCCUGAAUCUUCCUCUUAGAUUGCAAUCCAGUCCUAGCACUUGGUCUCAUUGGGAUAAUGAGAGAAGCUAGCCAUUGAACUACCUGGGGCCUUUAAUCCACCAAGGAAGACACAAACAAUGAAAUCCUUCGCGUAGUGCUUGUCCACUUGUUUACAAUGUCCUCUUUUUUUUUCUUUUUUCCUAAAGGAAAAAAAAAAGUUUAAAGAUUGUGUUCAGAGAGUAAAUAUUAUUAUAUCCAUGUAAUGAUUACAGUAUUAUUUUCAACCUUUAAGCAAGGGUUGCCAGCCUGGGUUUCUGACAAACCAAAUAAUGCCGGACAGAGUGUGGCCACACCAAGAAGAGGGGACGUCCUGGCCGUGCCCUGGUCCUUCUGGUCUCACCCCUGAAGUGCCCUAUCCUGGAAUAGGAAACGUAUGUUCGCCAAUUACUUAACUACCAAGACACCUCAUCCGCGCCUUCCCCAGUGGGUGAGGCCUCCGCAGACUGUUUGCACAUGGCCAGGUGGGGGAGGGAAAUGGGACUCCCGGGUCCCAUGUCUGAGCCUUAUGGAGCCCAGGGCCGCGUCACUGAGAGGCCAGGCCCUGCUCCAUUGAGACAGAUGGCAAACCGCAUCUUUAAGUUAUAUUUGAUUUUUUUUUUUUGGUCUGAGGAUUUUUUUUUUAAAGAGAAAUGUUUAUAACUGGAUAGCAUUGCAGUGAAAGCAGCUGGGGGUGUUGGGGCGAAUGCCGGCUGUAAUACUGCUCUUCCAAGACAGCCUCCCUUCACGGAAUUGGCUUUAGGGGCUCAAGACGCCUUUCUCACAGUAAAAUGAACAAAAACCUGGUUAGCACGCCAGCCUCUGCAAGUGGCUUCAUGGGCACCGAAGACCGAGAAGGCCUAAGUGUAGAAACCACCUGCUCACAGCUGCUAUUGACCCGAGAAUGACUGAAAUGAUCCCUCCGCUCUAUUUUUGUGUUGGUUUUGCACAGACUCCGGAAAAGUGAAGGCUGCCAAUCCGAGUAGUACUCAAAUGUGAGGAACUGCUGGUCUUGGAUUUUUUUUUUCCAUUAAAUUCAGCUGAUCAUAUUGAUCAGUAGAUAAACGUAAAUAGCUUCAGAUUUUAAAAAGAAAGUCGAAUUGCAGUGUUUUUUCACUGUAUCAAACAAUGUCAGUGCUUUAUUUAAUAAUUCUCUUCUGUAUCAUGGCAUUUGUCUACUUAUAUAUUACAUUGUCAAUUAUGCAUUUGUAAUUUUACAUGUAAUAAGCAUUAUUUGCCAGUUUUAUUAUAUAGGCUAUGGGCCUCAUGUGCAUAUAGAAAGACAGAAAUCUAGCUCUAUCACAAGUUGCACAAAUGUUAUCUAAUCAUUAAGUAAUUAUAGAACAUAGGACUGCUAAUCUCAGUUCGCUCUGUGAUGUCAAGUGCAGAAUGUACAAUUAACUGGUGAUUUCCUCAUACUUUUGAUACUACUUGUACCUGUAUGUCUUUUAGAAAGACAUUGGUGGAGUCUGUAUCCCUUUUGUAUUUUUAAUACAAUAAUUGUACAUAUUGGUUAUAUUUUUGUUGAAAAUGGUAGAAAUGUACUAUGUUUAUGCUUCUACAUCCAGUUUGUAUAAGCUGGAAAAUAAAUAAAUAUAACAGA
Messenger RNA from Sorex fumeus (smoky shrew), 7158 nucleotides. It is a transcript of the gene RAPGEF2, whose product is annotated as Rap guanine nucleotide exchange factor 2. Bases 90 to 5162 code for a protein of 1690 amino acids. Gene Ontology annotation, biological process: small GTPase-mediated signal transduction; positive regulation of ERK1 and ERK2 cascade. NCBI's taxonomy places the organism in Eukaryota, Metazoa, Chordata, Mammalia, Eulipotyphla, Soricidae. The transcript is spliced from 31 exons. Gene Ontology annotation, molecular function: protein binding; guanyl-nucleotide exchange factor activity. The record is from RefSeq and is a predicted model, not a curated record.